AUCGUUUAGAAAUUACCAAAGCAUAGCUGCACAUAAAGUCAAAAUUGCAAAAAAAAUCAUUUCCUGCUAAAGAAAAUGAGUGUUUGCAAUGAACGUGUGUUUAGACUCAAGGUUUUAGGUUAUAGUAUAGAUAUGUCUCUAUAGUUAUCUGUACCUAUCUGAUCAGCCAUUCUUUAUUGUAAAAGGGUUAUAUAAAAUUACAGGUGCCCACCUGAAGUUGGUGGAAACAGGUGUCAACAUGCAAUCCAUCCGACUGGGCCACCAACACACCAUACCAACUGGCUAGUCGGCGUCAUCAUCACAGGAUCACUGUUGGCCUUGUUGCUUAUCAUAGCAGCCGUCUACUACUUCUUCCGCCAGAAACAGAGAAGGUCAGAAUGGAGGCAAAUCAAGAUAUACACCAAUGCAGCAAGUGUGACCGAAAGUUCAAUGUAAAAUCGAACUUGACUAGACACAUGAAAACGCAUGAGGACAAAGGUUUUCAGUGUGCAGUUUGUGACAAGACUUUUACACUGAAACAAAACUUGGACAGUCAUGCUAAGCAGCAUUUGUAUCCAAAUAUACCACUUUAUAAGAACAGAGAAGCAAGACUCAAAUGCUCCGCAGAAGCAUUAGAUGUUGCUAGCCACAGCAACAAGGAGAUUGAAGAUGUGUGGCUCGAUCCAAAGACGGCAGAAACGGCUGCGAAGAGAUCAGGCAGUGAGCUGUGGAGAGCCAAUGUUAUCAUAACAUUUGGCAAAUAUGCAGGAAAGUCUUUUAAGUGGCUACUUGAAAAUGACGUCGGCUGGGUGGUGUGGCUACUUGAUGCCUACAGCAUUCACGGAGAAAAGUGCCCCCGCUUGCUGUGGCAGAAGGAAAGACUGCUGGAAUUAGUCCGAGACAUUGCCUCCGUGAUGUGCCAUCUAGACAACCGCCUUAAGAAGCGGAAGGAGAACAAAGAGAUGGCUGCCCCGGCUACAGAUAUAGCAGAAGAGUAUAUUGAGGAUGCUGAACUAUUGGCCAUGGCAGAGUACAAGGAUCGUGAUAAGAGCAGGGAGCGUUUAGAGAAUUACAACGUGGGCAGCUAG
Molecule: messenger RNA, 1067 nt
Organism: Priapulus caudatus
Lineage: Eukaryota; Metazoa; Priapulida; Priapulimorpha; Priapulimorphida; Priapulidae
Product: zinc finger protein 736-like
Exons: 6
Coding region: 378-1067 (229 amino acids)
Biological process (GO): regulation of DNA-templated transcription
Molecular function (GO): DNA-binding transcription factor activity, RNA polymerase II-specific; RNA polymerase II cis-regulatory region sequence-specific DNA binding
Source: RefSeq, a predicted model, not a curated record